GUCUCCUAAAAAAAUGUAUAUAAAUUAAAAAUAGCCUUUUACUUUCUUUUCAAUGGAAUCUCACUUCGACUUGGCUACGUUUCCUGUCAAAGAGACCAUCAAGUUACUUACUGCCUUGUUAGAAAAGAUCACCCAAACAAAUGACCAGCUUCAUCUAGAAUUAGGCUCACAUCAACCCUCUACAUAUACUUGUUUUCAUGCUCGCUCUAUUCCUAGUAUAUCCAUUCAUGCCUAUUUCACUCGUAUUUUGAAAUAUUGUCCCUGUGCUAACGAGUGUCUGAUUGCUCUCUUGGUUUAUUUUGAUCGUAUGACUCAGCCAAGUCCUCAUCUCACUCCUCUUCAUAUUGACUCUUAUAAUGUUCAUCGCUUAAUUAUUACGGGGCUCAUGAUAUCCAGUAAGUUGUAUUCAGAUGUCUUUUUCACGAAUACUCGCUAUGCCAAGGUAGGAGGAUUGCCUGUCACUGAAUUAAAUGCAUUAGAAUUAGAAUUUUUGCGUAUGAAUAAUUACAACUUGUUUGUCGAUAUUGAUAAACUGCAGAAAUAUGGUGAUAAUGUAUUGGAACAUUGGCAUCAUUCCCAAGAUGUGUCAGCAUUAGCAGUGAGAGAGAGUCCACAGCAUGCGAUACAUGAAGAAAUCGCUAGACCUUUUAGUCGACUCACGAUGCAUACAAACGAGAAAUAUAAACCUAAUUCCACCACUGAAAAUGGUAUGGAAAAACAUUGGCGAUAUAAUAGACAAAGCUUUAAUUUGCGUAAUUCUACGGGCAAUGCUACUGAAGCAUACGAUACAAGAAAUUGCAUAUAAAUUUCUUUUUAUUACUAUUAUUAUUCUUAUACCUAUCUUUUACUUACACACACAUACAUACAUACAUACAUAUUUAUAUAUAUAUAUAUAUAUAUAUAUAUUCUCCUUUUCUUAUUUGAUAAUAUGUUUGAUUGAAGCAAUAAACUCUGG
Messenger RNA from Gilbertella persicaria, 955 nucleotides. RefSeq names its product cyclin-domain-containing protein. The record is from RefSeq and is a predicted model, not a curated record. Bases 53 to 805 code for a protein of 250 amino acids. Gene Ontology annotation, cellular component: nucleus; cyclin-dependent protein kinase holoenzyme complex. Gene Ontology annotation, molecular function: cyclin-dependent protein serine/threonine kinase regulator activity; protein kinase binding. Gene Ontology annotation, biological process: regulation of cyclin-dependent protein serine/threonine kinase activity. NCBI's taxonomy places the organism in Eukaryota, Fungi, Mucoromycota, Mucoromycetes, Mucorales, Choanephoraceae. The transcript is spliced from 2 exons.